AUGGCGGGGUUUAAUCCGAUUGUAUUAAUUUUUUUUGGAAUUUUCACACUAUCAACCGCUAUUUUAUACGAUCAAGUUCUCAGUGAUACACUUGAAGAUGCAGUCAACGACAAUGAAUUUGCAAUCACUGUAAAACACUUGAAAUUUAAGAAGAAUGAACUCGGUACAGAGACACUAUUUGCUGCCAAGUAUCCAGAUCCAAAAACUAAAUUUAUUUUUAUGCUUGAUCGACGUACCAACACAAUACUCCUGGAAACUGUGGAAGAAAGCAAAAAAGAAAGUCAAGAAUUUCAAGUGGGCAGCUUGAAUGUAACGCAUCCCAUUAAAAAUAUAAUAUUUUUAGUCCAUCAAAAUAAACCAAACUCUCGGGUUGACGUGUAUAUUAAUUGUAACAAUCAAGGCGCCAUUCCGUUGAGAAAAACACUGAGAGAAGCCGCUGAUGAACAAACAAUUUCUGUGUUUCGAGUGUAUAAAGAUAGAAAGUAUCAUACAAAAAUAUACAAAAGUUCAGAAAUUUCCGAGUUGUGGGAAAGAGAAGGCUGCCGUACAAACCUUGAAGACAUUGAAGACAUUGAGUACCAAGCGAAUCACAGUACUACCGUUUCACGUGUUCGUCGACGGGGAGACAUCGGGAUUCAUACCAUCGAUGAUUUAAAUUGCAUUGGAGAUGGAACCUUGAUAAAAACUUUGAAUGAACUGAUAGAAGUUACAAAAAAAAUUUGGAGUGAAGUUGAAAAAAAUACUCACGAAACUCGGUACAUAAGAAAAUUAAUUGAAGAAUGUGCAGCUUGUCGUCCAGUUACGACACCUCCGACCCCACCGCGACCAUCAUGUAGAUACCAAAGUCCAUGCUACUCAGCAAGCUACUGUCGGGAUACUGAAAGAGGUCCUGAAUGUACUGGAUGUCCUCCAGGAUUCACCGGAGAUGGUCGACGGUGUCAAAAAAUAAAAACAUGUCAAGAUAAUCCUUGUUUCCCAGAGGUUCGCUGUCAAGACACAAGAAAUGGAUACAGGUGUCACUCAUGUCCUCCUGGAUACACUGGAUCUGGAGAGAACUGUCAUCAAAUUCGAGGGUGCCAGUCUAACCCUUGCCAUUCCGGAGUAAAAUGUCAUUCGAUUCACGAGUAUCCUUACUACAGAUGUGGCGAAUGUCCCCAAGGGUACACCGGUAACGGGACAAACUGCCAGGACAUUGACGAGUGUGAUCUCAAUAUAGGAGCAUGCCCCGCAGGAACUGAGUGUAUCAACAUCACCCCAGGAUACAGAUGUCAACCGUGUCCUCCGGGAUUUACCAGUACUGCUACCGAGGCUGUUGAAAUCGACUUCACUAGAAGGAACAAGCAGAUCUGCCAGGACAUUAACGAGUGUGAUGAUGGACGUAACGGAGGCUGCGUACCCAAUUCCGAGUGCAUAAACACCCAGGGAUCAUUUAAAUGUGGAUUAUGUAGAGCUGGAUUUUUUGGCAAUCAAACAGUUGGAUGUCGUCCAGCAAGGAAUAUUUGUCCUGAUAGAAUAACUGUUUGCGAUGACAAUGCUGAUUGUAUUUGCAUCGCUGUUAAUCAAUACAUUUGUCAGUGUCAUAUAGGGUGGGCUGGUAACGGAGCAAAGUGUGGAACUGAUUCUGACAGCGAUGGACAUCCAGAUGAAGCUUUAAACGUUGGUAAUCAUAAAAAAAUUCCGGCAGAUAAUUGUGUUAAUGUACCAAACAGUGGUCAAGAGGACUCUGACAACGACGGGAUUGGUGAUUCUUGCGAUCUUGACUCUGACAAUGACGGAGUGUUGGAUACUACUGACAACUGUCCGCUUCAUUAUAAUCCCAAGCAAGAAGAUACAGAUCGUGAUGGAGUUGACGGAAUUGGUGACGCCUGUGACAAUUGCCCAGCAAUAUCAAAUGUUGAUCAGAAGGACGUCGAUGGUGAUACUAUCGGAGACGCUUGUGAUAACGAUAAGGACAAUGAUGGAAUAUUGAAUGAACUUGACAACUGUCCAAUGAAGAAAAAUGAGGACCAGCGUGAUACUGACGGGGACGGUGUUGGAGACGCUUGUGAUAAUUGUCCAAUGAUUCCUAAUCCAGAUCAAGAAGACAAAGACAGAGAUAGAGUAGGAGACGCUUGUGAUGACGGACAUGAUAGAGACAAAGAUGGUAUUCAAGAUAAUCUUGACAAUUGCCCAGAUGUUGCCAACUCUGAGCAAACUGACUCGGAUUAUGAUGGAAUUGGUGACCAGUGUGAUGAUGAUAUUGACGGUGACAAUAUACCUAAUGAGAUUGACAACUGUGUAUUUGUUUACAAUCCGUUGCAAAAAAAUUCACGAGGAGGUAUAUUUGGAGAUGCCUGUUUCAAUGAUAAUGACAAUGAUACUAUUGCUAAUCCACAUGACAAUUGUCCAAAUAAUAGUCAAGUGUGGACAACAGAUUUUACAAAAUAUGAAAUAAUAGCUUUAGAUCCUGUAGGGGAUGCUCAAAUAGAUCCUCAUUGGCAGAUUCAUAACAAAGGAGCUGAAAUUGUACAAACCCAAAAUAGUGAUCCUGGAAUAGCUGUCGGAUACGAUAGUUUCACUGGAGUUGACUUUGAGGGAACUUUCUAUAUAAAUACCGACAUUGAUGACGACUAUGUUGGAUUUGUUUUUUCAUAUCAAAGUAAUAAAAGAUUUUACUCAGUUAUGUGGAAAAAAAAUACACAAACUUACUGGCGAGCAAAUCCAUUCCGAGCAGUUGCUGAACCGGGAAUUCAAUUAAAACUUAUUGAUUCAGAAUCAGGCCCUGGUAAAAGACUAAGAAACAGUUUAUGGCACACGGGAGAUACUGAUAAUCAAGUUAAACUACUGUGGAAGGAUCCUAGAAAUGUUGGUUGGACAGAAAAAACUCCCUACAGAUGGCAAUUAUUACACAGACCAAGUAUUGGAUUGAUAAGACUGUGGAUUUUUGAAGGGCCUCGUUUGAUUGUCGACUCUGGUAACAUAUUCAACUCGGUACUCAAGGGUGGACGUCUUGGUGUAUUUUGUUUCUCUCAAGAAAUGAUUAUCUGGUCUGAUUUGCUUUACAAGUGUAAAGACAGUGUACCUGAAGCCGUCUGGCGCGAAUUGCCCUCAAAUUUACAAUCUAAAAUAAACAUUGACCCAAGUAGUUCCAAAAUAUCGAGGCUCCAACGGCCUCUAUAA
Messenger RNA from Cotesia congregata, 3159 nucleotides. Lineage: Eukaryota; Metazoa; Arthropoda; Insecta; Hymenoptera; Braconidae. The record is from the annotation of a GenBank genome assembly.